UGAGCCUCACUGAGUCUUCUUGACGUUUGCUCCACCUCCUCCGCCCUGAAGCUCCGUCACCGCGCCGAGGAGGAGGCAGAUUCUCCAGAGCAAGCGAGCGCACAGGAGGUGGACUGAACCCCCCCGAGGAGAAGAAGCGACGAUGGCUGAAAACAAGAUGGGCCCGAACCUCCAGGCAGGAGCUGGAUUCCUCGCCAAACGAGUCCAGAAGUCUCUGAAUCGAGCUCAGGAGAAGGUCCUCCAGAAACUGGGCAAAACCAUGGAGACCAAAGACGAACAGUUUGAGCAGUGUUUCACGAGCCUCAACAAGCAGCAGGUCGAUGGAGUCAGGUUGUUCAAAGACGUCAAAGCCUACCACGCAGCAGUGAAAGCUGUGCAUGAGACGUCCAAGCGGCUGUCCCAGACGUUGCAGGACAUCUAUGAGUCAGACUGGAACGGCGUGGAGGACCUGGCUGUCAUCACCGAGAGUGAAGACCUGCUGAGGAACGACUAUGAAGAGAAACUGAGUGACCAGAUUGUCCGCACAAUGGAGAACUACACAAGCCAGUUCCCGGAGGUCAAGGAGCGAGUUGCUAAACGCGGACGCAAGCUUGUGGACUACGACUCAGCACGUCACCACCUGGAGGCGCUGCAGAGUGCCAAGAAAAAGGAUGACGCCAAAAUAGCAAAGGCAGAAGAGGAGUUUAACAAGACCCAGAGCGUCUUUGAAGAGAUAAAUAACGAGAUGAGGGAGGAACUGCCUGUUCUCUAUCAGAGCCGUAUAGGUUGCUACGUGACAGUGUUCCAAAACGUAUCAAACCUGAGAGACGUCUUCUACAAGGAAAUGAGUGUGCUGAACCGUGAGCUUUACAAUGUGAUGAAAAAACUGGAGACUCAACACUCAGGGAAAGCUUUCAUCAUCAAGGGCCUGAACAGUACGGCAGGCAAGUCGAGGAAGAGAAAAUCCCUGGUUAUCUCCAAUCCCAUCCCCUGCAAUACUGCGUUCCCAGCUGACCAUGUCUCCCUACGCCCCACCACCGAAAACGGAAAAGACGGCGAGCCCUCCUCCCCCACUGCUCCACAGACCCAAAGCAACUCUGAAGAAACCAGCCCACCAGAAGAGGGCAGCGUCUCCUCCAAAGACAUCAACUCGUCAGACUCAGAUCUCAGCUCCAGCGGCACCAACACACCCCACAGGCAGUCGGUGUGUGAAAAUGAGAACAGUGACCGGAGCACAGGGGGUCACAGCCUGGAGGAGGUGGAGGAGCAGGAGGUGGCUGAAGCAGAAGCAGAGCUCGCUGGGAACCAGUCGGACGACUCGGGAGUGGGAGUGCCAAAGUUGGAGGCGGUGAGCCAGGAGGUGUCCAAUCCCUCUGAUUCUGCAGACAGCGAUGCCUCACCCACUCCUGAGCAGGAGACGCUGGUGGAUCCACCAUCAGAGGAGGUCACGCCCAAACCUGCACCGGUUCCUGCUCCCCGCCUCUCGUUCCGCUGCACUGACAGACCCCCGCUCCUAACUGCUGACCAGCAGGAGGAGACACAAGAAGCAACAUCCGACCAGGAGACAGCAGAAUCUAAAGAGGACUCCAGUUCCCACAGUCCACCUGGCUUCUUGUACAAGGGGGUGGCGCUGGAGAGCCAUGCAGCAUCUGAAGAGGGCCUUCUCCAGUUUGAACAGGGAGACGUCAUCCUGGUACUUGCUGACACUCAAGAGCAAGACGGCCUGGUGAGGGGGAUCAGGGAGGAGAGCUGGAACCAGCACACAGAUCUAGAAAAUCACUCUGGGAUCUUCUCGGAAAAACUCAUCAAGCCUGUUCAGCCAGAAUGAGGCAAUGGUCACUCCUCAGUCUGAAAAAUGUUCUUCUUUCACACAAGAGUUGUGGUCUCUCUCUCCCUCUCACACACUCACACAUACACGUACACACUCACACACAUGGAGGGAGUGAACCCAUAUGUUUUGGGUGCAGAUCCUGUACAAACAGAUGAGCGUGUCCCACACGGUUACUCACAUGCUAAGAUGUUGCAACAUGUGGAACAAAAGUGAAUGAGCUGCAGAACAUUUUGUAAGAGAUGUUUGGAAAAGUUACAGUAUUGACAGUAUUUUACUCUUUUUGUAUUUUAAAUGUCUUUCUACGAAACACUGUGAAAAUCUUUUUUAAAAUUGAUUCUUUAACCCUGUGAUAAA
Messenger RNA from Limanda limanda (common dab), 2164 nucleotides. RefSeq names its product bridging integrator 2b (gene bin2b). The record is from RefSeq and is a predicted model, not a curated record. Gene Ontology annotation, biological process: podosome assembly; plasma membrane tubulation; phagocytosis, engulfment. Gene Ontology annotation, molecular function: phospholipid binding; protein binding. Bases 143 to 1807 code for a protein of 554 amino acids. Lineage: Eukaryota; Metazoa; Chordata; Actinopteri; Pleuronectiformes; Pleuronectidae. The transcript is spliced from 12 exons. Gene Ontology annotation, cellular component: podosome; plasma membrane; cytoplasm.